UCUUGAUACAUCAUCAAACUAAAAUAAUCAAAUAGUUUGUAUUAAUUACUAUUAUUAUCCUCUGUAAUUUUUUUCCUUUUCAACAUGGCCAUGGAUAUCAAACCUUCGCUACUCUCUUCUCUAGUGGCGCUGCUCUUCCUUUUAUUUGCUCAAUCCUCAAAUGCAACCAACAAAAUUGUUGAAGUGAACAAAAUUUGCAACAUAACCGUAAACCCUUCACUUUGUUCAAAAAUUCUAAACUCAAAACCCGGUGGUACAAACCGUGCAGAUCUAAUUACCCUUGCAAAUUACACAAUUGGUGUUGUUCGUUCCAACGUUACAAACACAAUUAGCCUCAUUAAGUUUCUGAUAAGAAAUUCAACUAAUUCAGAUGCGAAGAAUCAUUACCAAUUGUGUUUGACACAUUUCGACGAAGAAGGCGCAUUACACGAGGUGGACUACGCUGAGAAAAUGCUGAAGGCAAAGGAUUACCAAGGUGUUAAUGUUGCUGCUUCUGGUGUUAAGACGGUGGUUGAUGGUUGUGUUUUUGGUGAUUCACCAACUGAUCCUGUUUUUCCUGAUCAUUCUUCGCUACCAAAAUAUGCUGAAUAUGUAAAGCAAGUUGCUGAUAUUAUUACUGCCAUUUCUAACUAUUUGAUGGGUAUUUAUAAGUAAUUGUAGGUUAAUUAAUUCGGUUUGUACUUCUUAGUGACGGAUAUUAUGUAAAAGUUACUUUUAGUAAUGAAAUAAAAUUAUGAAUUUUUAGUUUGACUUA
Arachis ipaensis is the source of this 754-nucleotide messenger RNA. Its product is annotated as pectinesterase inhibitor 2-like. The record is from RefSeq and is a predicted model, not a curated record. Lineage: Eukaryota; Viridiplantae; Streptophyta; Magnoliopsida; Fabales; Fabaceae. Gene Ontology annotation, biological process: negative regulation of catalytic activity. Gene Ontology annotation, molecular function: pectinesterase inhibitor activity.